AUGACAAAACUUUCGAAAUCAACUCCAGCAAAUUUCUCAAAAAUUCAUAUCGUUGACUGGAGCUUAAUCGAAAGUAUAGAUCCCAUGGUGUUAAAAGUUACUAAUGAUAGGAAAUCAAUGAAAAAAAUUGUGAAAAACUUUUUAAAUGCAAAUGCUUUAUUUAAAGAUCCAUCAUUUUGUCCUCCAGAACUAGUUCUGAAGUAUUUUCAAAUCUUACAAGUAUCUGUUGCAGAAUUAAUCAACGAAAAUAAUCAAUUACGUGAAACUCUCAAUGAAAAGACGCAAGAAGCCAGAAAAACGAAACUUAAGUUACAACAAAGUCAAACAAUUCAACUUCAAGAAAAAGCUAAAACUCAAACUCUUCCAAAAACAAUAUUCCAGUGCCCAUUUUGCCCUAAAGCAUAUUACACACAGCAUUACGUUCAUAAGCAUAUUGCGAAAGAUCAUCAAGAAGAUGUUAACAAACUCACAAAAUCUGCACCAGUACCAACGAGAAGGAAAAAAUCUAAGCAAAGUAAAGAAGAUAUUGAUGCUUUAAGAGGUGAAUUACAAGCAAUGUUUGACAAGUUCGAUACUACUACUAGACAAGAACAAGAGGAACAAUAUGUUCGCUAUUCGAAGAGAUUCCGUAAUUUAGAACAAAAGAUAGAUAAUUUAGGUCAAAACGAUAAGUUCAAGAAACCACUUAUUAAAAGAAAGAAUGAUUUAAUGAACUCUUAUGCAAUUUAUUCUUCUGAUCAAAAGGGAAGCGAUUCAUCAUCUAGUGAGUCUAAUAACAGUUCAAAUAAGCGCACAGAUAGCCAUCAAAAUAGUAAUAAGGUUGAAAGCACAACUCUUGGCGAAGGAACAAUCGAUAAGAGUAGGGGUAAUUUUAGCUAA
Molecule: messenger RNA, 879 nt
Organism: Trichomonas vaginalis G3
Lineage: Eukaryota; Parabasalia; Trichomonadida; Trichomonadidae
Product: zinc finger, C2H2-type family protein
Exons: 1
Coding region: 1-879 (292 amino acids)
Cellular component (GO): cytoplasm
Source: RefSeq, a predicted model, not a curated record